Molecule: messenger RNA, 4737 nt
Organism: Brienomyrus brachyistius
Lineage: Eukaryota; Metazoa; Chordata; Actinopteri; Osteoglossiformes; Mormyridae
Product: disintegrin and metalloproteinase domain-containing protein 10-like
Exons: 16
Coding region: 121-2403 (760 amino acids)
Biological process (GO): Notch signaling pathway; membrane protein ectodomain proteolysis
Cellular component (GO): plasma membrane; synaptic membrane
Molecular function (GO): metalloendopeptidase activity involved in amyloid precursor protein catabolic process
Source: RefSeq, a predicted model, not a curated record
CCUGACGUCAGGCGGCUGGAGACAAGCGCCGAGGGGGCGCUGCCAUAAGCGGAGGGCGAGUGCGCCUUUAAGAAGCGCCCAGCGGAACAAUAAGCGGCUCGCCGUGUCAAUGCCCUAACAAUGGAGCUCAACGGUGCCCUUUCGCUAAAACUCGCAUUUUGGCUCUGCUGCGUAGGAUACGCCGGAGGCCAUUACGGGAACCCCCUAAGUAAGUACAUCCGUCACUACGAGGGCCUGUCCUAUGACACGGACGUCCUGCACGGCAAGCACCAGCGGGCCAAGCGAGCUCUAUGCCAGGAGGACAGCUUCCUGCACCUCGAGUUCCACGCGCAUGGGAGGCAUUUCAAUCUCCGAAUGAAGAGGGAUGUCAAGCUCUUUGCCCCGGACUUCAAACUGGAGAUGCUGGGAGAAGAUCCGAACUACGACACGUCCCACAUCUACUCGGGGGAGGUGUAUGGGGAACCCGGCACCCUGAGUCAUGGCUCCAUUGUGGAUGGAAAGUUCGAGGGCUUCAUCAAAACUUUCCACGGCACAUACUAUGUGGAGCCCGCCGAGAGGUACCUGAAGGACCGCGACGUGCCCUUCCACUCCAUCAUCUACCACGAAAACGACAUAGAUUACCCACACAAGUACGGGCCGCAGGGGGGGUGUGCGGACCACUCCGUGUUCGAGAGGAUGCGGAAGUACCAGGGUUCUGCUAUGGAGGAGCCAGCAAAGGAGGACGACAAAGCGAGAGAGGAGGGGGGUCAGGCUGCGGGGACCGAGCUGCUCAGGAAACGGCGAGCCGCGCAGGUGGAGAAGAACACCUGUCAGCUCUUCAUCCAGACCGACCACCUCUUCUACAAGUACUACGGUACCAGGGAGGCCGUGAUUGCACAGAUCUCCAGCCACGUUAAGGCCAUCGACUCCAUUUACCAAAGCACUGACUUCCAAGGUAUUCGGAACAUCAGCUUCAUGGUGAAGAGGAUCCGGGUCAACACCACGGUUGAUGAACGGGACCGGACCAAUCCCUUCCGCUUUGCCAACAUUGGGGUGGAGAAGUUCCUGGAGCUGAACUCGGAGCAAAACCACGAUGACUACUGCCUGGCCUACGUCUUCACGGACCGCGACUUUGACGACGGGGUGCUUGGUCUGGCCUGGGUGGGGGCCCCUGCAGGCAGCUCGGGGGGCAUUUGUGAGAAGAGCAAGCUGUACUCAGACGGCAAGAAGAAGUCGCUGAACACCGGCAUCAUCACCGUGCAGAAUUACGCCUCCCACGUGCCGCCUAAGGUCUCUCACAUCACCUUUGCCCAUGAGGUCGGGCACAACUUCGGUUCCCCGCACGACUCUGGUACAGAGUGUACACCAGGGGAAUCCAAGAGCCAAGACCUGAAGGAGAAAGGGAACUAUAUCAUGUACGCCAGAGCCACGUCUGGGGACAAGCUUCACAACAACAAGUUCUCCAUCUGCAGUGUGCGCAACAUCAGCCAGGUUCUGGAGAAGAAGCGAGCCAGCUGCUUCGUGGAGUCGGGCCAGCCCAUCUGCGGGAACGGCCUGGUGGAGGCGGGCGAGCAGUGCGACUGCGGCUACAGUGACCAGUGCAAGGAGCAGUGUUGCUACGACGCCAACCAGCCGGACAACCUGAAGUGCAAGCUGAAGCCAGGGAAAGUCUGCAGCACCAGCCAGGGCCCCUGCUGUACCCCCGAGUGUACCUACAAAACCCGCAACGAUAAGUGCCGUGAGGAGUCGGAAUGCGCCCACCAGGGCAUGUGCAGCGGGGGCUCCGCCAACUGCCCCGCCUCCGAGCCCAAAGCCAACUUCACCGCCUGCCACGGGGACACACAAGUCUGCCUCAACGGGGGCUGCUCAGGCUCCAUCUGCGAGAAGUACGGCCUGGAGGUGUGCACCUGCGCCAGCGUGGACGGCAAGGACGAGACGGAGCUGUGCCACGUCUGCUGCAUGGAGAGAAUGAAGCCUAACACUUGCAGCAGCACUGGGUCCGAACUCUGGAACCGCUUCUUCAACAAGAAGGUCACCACUCUGCAGCCGGGCUCGCCGUGUAACGACUUCCGCGGCUACUGCGACGUCUUCAUGAAAUGCCGCCUGGUGGACGCCGACGGGCCGCUGGCCAGGCUCAAGAAGGCCAUCUUCAACCCGGAGCUCUACGAGAACAUCGCCGAGUGGAUUGUGGCACACUGGUGGGCGGUGUUGUUGAUGGGCAUCGCUCUCAUCAUGCUGAUGGCCGGCUUCAUUAAGAUCUGCAGCGUCCACACGCCAAGCAGCAACCCCAAGCUGCCGCCACCCAAACCCCUGCCAGGCACGCUGAAGAGGAGGCGACCGCAGCACACACAGCCCCAGCCUCAGCCCCAGCGCCACCAUCGGCAGCCCAGAGAGAACUACCAGAUGGGUCAGAUGAGGCGCUGAGGCGGCCGCCCUGUGCCUUGGUUCUACCUAGUGCCUACAGCAGGAAAACGUCACUCCAAAGAGUCACCAGUUCCAGCCAGUCAUCGUCCCCCCGCGCCUGGACCCCACUGCACCCUCACUCUCUAAGCAAAGCCCACAACUCAACCCCUACGUCCCAUUUCCACCUAAACAAUGAAGGAUUCGGAAUCAGAGUGGUUCCUGGACACCGGGGGGGGGGGGGGGGGGGGGCAGACCUUUUUUUAACCGCUCUCUUCCAAACAGCGAGAUGGAUGAGAACCUAAACUCGUGUAUGAUUUGAUUUUCCCCACUUACGUUUAAUUUCUCCUCCCUGUAAUUUAUUUUUUUACGGAAUUCCCCCGAAUCCGGGUCACGGUUUUACUUCUAUUUUUUGUUAAUGGCGUAACGUCCCAGACAGCGCAGAAUGCAGGCAACGAGGGUGUAUUUUUUUUUUGCUGCCAACCGAGGCCUGGGAUUGGAGGGGACCUGCAGCUGGACGUGACUGGAUAGCCAAUGUAAUUAACGUUUGUUAGAGACCAACGACCACAUGAAAUCCAGGCUUCUUUCUAACACGGAUGCUCACCGAUCUUCUGUGUGCAAUUGUACAGAUUGGCAAUAUGGACUUUUUUUCCCUCGUUGUAUCAUAAGAAGAAAAAACAGGCUUUCUCUGCUGUUUGGAGAUGAUUAACUGUUUUAAAUGUCACUCUCAGGAUUCGAAAAAAGGAUGCGAAAUGGGGCGUUUGAGGAACCAGAACCAGGGUCUCCUGGGAGUCCAUGGGUGCAGAAUCGGAGGGAGAACGUCCUGUUGUAUGUCACAUGUCAGCAUCCUGCAGUCGCUGGGCUCUGAAUCCCUUUCAUUUUGAAAUAAAGGUAAAAUGUUAGUAACAGAUAGGAGCCUUUCUUUGGCCAAGUGGAAAGGUUCAGUUUUGAAGGUUUUUUGCGACUUUCACCUUUAAAACGUAUAACUUUGCGUGUAGAUUGAUGUGGUUUCUGGAGAAGCUCAUUGUAAGCCAGCCGUUCUCUGGCAGACAGUGGUUUUUACCAUAAUUGAUGUGUUUGUUUUGCACCUUGAAUAUUACUUUUACUCUUAACACAACACGAAAGUCUUGUCAGUAAAUAAAUAGCCACUAUAUACAGCUGCGUGAUGAUGACAUCAUCUCUUAAUCAGUCUGACUGCAUUGGGGGUUGGGGGGGGGGAGGAUUCAGAUCAUGUGAAGUAAUCUUCUGGGACCUGACUAAGUAUGUUGCUAAUGGGUGAAUGCAAGAAGGAUAGCGGGGGGAGGGGGGGCCAGGGGGUGUUGCAUCAGCGAUGAUGGGCAAACAUUUCGCUGAGAGUCAGAAAAUGUCAGUAUUGUCUUCCCUCUGUACAAACCAAGACUGACCAAUUUCCUGCUUCAAAUGAAAACUGGACACAGUUUAAUCUCUGUGACCCCCCCCCCCCCCCCAUGCUGUGUGUCACACAGCUUGCUGCUUAGUUACCGAGAACAAACAGAGUAUUUAGGUUUUUUUUUUUUUUUAAAGACAUACAUAAAGAGCAAAAAACCAGAGACAUUUCUAACACUUCCUUUUUGAGCUUUUAAUUCCCCUCUCCAUAUGGAGAUAGAGCAGGUAGGCGGUACCGGACUCAGCUGUGAUUGGCUGCGGAGUCCGUGAGAAGGGUGGUGCGCCUAUAGCCAGCAUCCCUCCUGCCUGAACCACCCAAUCAGCUUCACUGUAUUCAUGUAUGAUAGCUGGAGAAUGUACCUUUCUCUCGAUGACAUUCAGACACGUGUUCUAACACACAGGUCAUACACUCGGGGCUUACUGGAAUAUUCCAGAGAGAACUUCAUUACAUCCUUCUGUGGUCAACAAAGAUAAUGUAACACAUGCUCCCAUAGUUCAAAAUGGAAUUAUUUUAUUGUGCAAGUUGGCAUGGUGGUUUGUUGCUGGAAAAUAUAUAUUUUUUCCUCUUCACCUUUAUCGAGAUGUGAUAGCCUUCAAAUUUUUUUUUCCUCAUUAAUGUAUUUGUUAAUCUGUGGUAUGAUCUGGGCCAGUGGAAAUGACCUGUUUUCUCCCAAGUCUCAGUAAGUCUUUGGAAAAAAGUGCACUGAAAUGUCCCAUGUUAGCUGAAGUAUGGUAUCUGCUAAGCUGAAAAUGACAUUAAGACAAGGUCCAGUACUACUGUCUGAUUUUAAUGUCCGCUGUGUUUUAUACAGUAUCUGUAAUUUUCUGUUUUGUUCACUUGGAAAAUUUUUACUAAAAAUUGCAAAAGGUAUUGUGCAAAGAUGUAAUUUUUUUGAAGUACUUGAAAUGCAUUAAUAAAAAUAGAAAUGGACAAAGAAUUCCGACAAACUUAAA